AUGGCCGACUGCAAGAGCCAGAGCCCUGACAGCGAGCCCACGACGCGCACGCUGCUACGGCGCGUGCUGGACUCAGCGGCCCCGCGCACCCCGCUGCGGCCACGGAGUGCACGGGCUGGGAGUCUGAGCAGCCAAAGAAAGGUGACUGCCAGGCGGCAUUCUCGUGGAGCCAGGGCUAUUGGCAGAUGGUCCCAUGUUCAAGCCAGUGGACACCUGGAGGAACAGACACCCCGGACCCUGCUGAAGAACAUCCUACUGACUGCCCCGGAAUCUUCCAUCGUGAUGCCAGAGUCAGUGGUGAUGCCAGUGGUCCAGCCCUCCAGGCGGUCUACAAGUGGUCCACAAGUGGUCCAGUCCUCCAGACGGGAAAGCAGUCAGGGCAGCCUGGAGCUGCAACUUCCUGAACUGGAGCCCCCCACAACCCUGGCUCCAGGUUUGCUGGCCCCUGGAAGGAGGAAGCAGAGGCUGAGACUCUCAGUGUUUCAGCAGGGAGUGGACCAAGGGUUGCCUCUCUCCCAAGAGCCUCAUGGGAAUGCGGAUGCCUCCACCCUCGCCAGCUCCCUCAACCUGACCUUUGCCACGCCUCUCCAGUCACAGUCCGUGGGGAGGCCAGGUUUGGCCCGUAGACCUCCCACUCACCGAGCUGUAGAUGUGGGUGCCUUCUUGCAGGAUCUGCAAGAUACUUCCAUGGCCUUGGUUUCUCAAGGCAAUAGCCGCAGAACCCCUGUUGCUACCCUGCCAAAGGAUGCUGUGUUGGAAGACACCCAGCCCUUCUCCCCACCCUUGGUUGGCUGCUCCCCCAGUACUCGCUGCUCCCUGCCCUGUCCCUCUCACACUGGGGCUGCGGAUGCUGAGAGGGCUGUCGGUCGCAGGACACAGAGUGGGCCUGGGCUACAGAACAACAGUCCUGGGAAACCAACCCAGCUUCUAGCAGGAAGGGCAGUGGAGGUCAACACCCUUGCUGUGGGCUUCCCAAACACCAACAGUGGUAUCUCUGGAGAAGAUGGAGUAGAGCCCUUAGGGGAUGCAGCUGAUGAGCAAGCAGAGGAAAGGAUGGAAGAAGGAGGUAUGAGUGUGAGUGAAGCAGAGGAGGCAAGAGGAGCACAAGGAUCUGCUGAGGUGGAAGAGUCUGAGGGGCACACAGAGGUGACAGAAGCAAAUGGAUCUGCUGGGGCUGUUGAGGCUGAGGAACCAGAAGGAUCUUCAGGGGAUGAGGAUACUUCUGACAGGACAGCAAGUCCACAGUUGGCCUCCAGUGCCCCCGAGUCUCUCCAAACCAGGCGACUUCAUCAGUUUCUUGAGCCAGUUCCACCACGCAGCACUGCAGACUUGUGUACAGAGCCUCUGCAGCCUCUGUUGGCCAGGCUUCCCCCCAGGCCCCGAACUGCUGGCCCCAGGCCCUGUCAAGAUCCCCAUAAGGCUGGACUGAACCACUAUGCGAAACUCUUUAGCUUCUAUGCUAAAAUGCCCAUGGAGAAGGCGGCUCUUGAGAUGGUGGAGAAGUGCCUGGACAAGUAUUUCCAGCAUCUCUGCAAUGAUCUGGAGGUAUUUGCUGCUCAUGCAGGCCGCAAGACUGUGAAGCCAGAAGACCUGGAGCUGCUGAUGCGGCGGCAGGGCCUGGUCACUGACGAAGUCUCACUGCACGUGCUUGUGGAGCGGUACCUGCCCCUGGAGUACCGGCAGCUCCUCAUCCCCUGUGCAUUCAGUGGCAACUCUGUGUUCCCUGCUCAGUAG
Messenger RNA from Trichechus manatus latirostris (Florida manatee), 1734 nucleotides. RefSeq names its product centromere protein T (gene CENPT). The coding region runs from base 1 to 1734 and encodes 577 amino acids. Gene Ontology annotation, molecular function: protein heterodimerization activity; DNA binding. Gene Ontology annotation, cellular component: kinetochore. Gene Ontology annotation, biological process: kinetochore assembly; mitotic cell cycle; chromosome segregation. The record is from RefSeq and is a predicted model, not a curated record. The transcript has 13 exons. Lineage: Eukaryota; Metazoa; Chordata; Mammalia; Sirenia; Trichechidae.